Molecule: messenger RNA, 2764 nt
Organism: Cynara cardunculus var. scolymus (artichoke)
Lineage: Eukaryota; Viridiplantae; Streptophyta; Magnoliopsida; Asterales; Asteraceae
Product: potassium transporter 8-like
Exons: 8
Coding region: 153-2537 (794 amino acids)
Biological process (GO): potassium ion transmembrane transport
Cellular component (GO): membrane
Molecular function (GO): potassium ion transmembrane transporter activity
Source: RefSeq, a predicted model, not a curated record
GCUCAUUUCCUACACCUUUUCUCUUAAACCCCAAUUAUUUUCUCAUUUCUUCACCAAUUUCAUCUGGGUUUUUGAUUUCCCCAUCUGGGUCAAUCCCUAAUCCCAUUAAUUUCAAAACCCCCAAAAUGCUCAGUUUCUUCUUCUUCUAAGAAAUGGAUAUCGAAUCCACAAAUCAAAAUCAAAGUCAAAAUCAAAAUCCCAAUCCGAUUAAGAAGGAAUCAUGGAAAACAGUCAUGAUUUUAGCUUAUCAAAGUUUAGGGGUUGUUUAUGGCGAUUUAAGCACUUCCCCUUUAUAUGUUUACAAAAGUGCUUUUGCAGAAGACAUUCAACAUUCGGAAUCUAACGAAGAAAUUUUCGGGGUUUUAUCGUUUGUUUUCUGGACGUUAACUUUAAUUCCGCUUUUGAAAUAUGUUUUCAUAGUUCUUAGAGCAGACGAUAAUGGCGAAGGAGGGACGUUUGCUUUGUAUACAUUGUUAUGCCGCCAUGCUCGAAUCAGCACUUUGCCGAACGGACAAAUCGCCGAUGAAGAGCUUUAUGAGUAUAAGAAAGAUGAAAUUAGGGCGGUUUCCGGUCGUCGGAAUAUUGGGUUGAGGUUGAAAUCGACGUUGGAGAAACACAGAAUUUUGCAGAAGGUUUUGUUGGUUUUGGCGUUACUUGGAACUUGUAUGGUCAUCGGCGACGGAGUUUUAACUCCGGCGAUCUCCGUUUUCUCUGCUGUUUCUGGACUGGAGCUUUCAAUGUCAAAAGAGCACCAUCAAUAUGUAGAAGUCCCGGUCGCUUGCAUCAUAUUGGUGCUCUUGUUUUGCCUCCAACAUUACGGGACCCACCGUGUCGGAUUCUUGUUUGCGCCAAUCGUGAUAACGUGGCUCCUCUGCAUUAGCACGAUCGGCGUUUACAACAUUUUUCAUUGGAACCCGCAAGUUUUUCAAGCGCUCUCGCCUUAUUACAUGUACAAAUUUCUAAAGAAAACGCAAAAGGGUGGAUGGAUGUCGUUGGGCGGGAUUUUGUUGUGUAUAACAGGCUCGGAGGCUAUGUAUGCUGAUCUCGGACAUUUUUCACAGUUAUCAAUCAAGAUGGCUUUCACCUUUGUGGUUUACCCAUCGUUGAUUCUUGCUUAUAUGGGCCAAGCUGCGUAUCUCUCGAAACAUCAUAUCCUUGAAACCGACUACCGAAUAGGAUUCUACGUAUCGGUUCCUGAGAAAAUAAGGUGGCCGGUUCUCGGAAUCGCGAUACUGGCUGCGGUUGUCGGAAGUCAAGCCAUCAUCACCGGAACUUUUUCUAUCAUUAAACAAUGUUCCGCUUUGGGUUGUUUCCCGAGGGUCAAAAUCAUCCACACGUCACCGACUAAUAAACACGGGCAAAUCUACAUCCCGGAGAUCAAUUGGACGUUGAUGCUCCUUUGUUUGGCCGUCACGAUCGGUUUUCGUGACACCAAACAUAUAAGCAAUGCAGCAGGUUUGGCGGUUAUUACGGUCAUGUUGGUGACAACGUGCCUUAUGUCGCUCGUAAUGGUUUUGUGUUGGCGAAAAAGCGUCUUUUUGGCGCUAGGGUUUAUGUUCUUCUUUGGUUCAGUAGAAGUGCUUUACUUCUCGGCAUCGUUGAUAAAGUUCCGUGAAGGUGCGUGGGUCCCGGUCGCCCUUUCGUGCAUCUUUCUCGUUAUCAUGUUUGUGUGGCACUACGGGACGAUAAAGAAGUAUGAGUUUGACGUUCAAAACAAGGUCUCGAUCAAUUGGCUCCUCGGCUUGGGACCGACUCUUGGCAUCAUGCGGGUUCGCGGGAUCGGGCUCAUUCAUACCGAGCUCGUUUCGGGGAUCCCCGCCAUUUUCUCGCACUUCGUCACGAACCUUCCGGCUUUUCACCAGGUUGUGGUGUUCCUCUGUGUGAAAUCGGUCCCCGUGCCUCAUGUAAGGCCCGAGGAGCGGUUUCUAGUCGGAAGGAUAGGGCCAAAGGAGUAUAGAUUGUAUCGAUGCAUAGCGAGAUACGGGUACCGUGAUGUCAACAUGGAUGAUGUCGGAUUUGAAAAUGAUCUCAUUUGUUGCAUAGCGGAAUUCAUUCGUACCGAGAGAGCAGGUGCUCGUAUUGAUACCGAUACUGGUAAUGGUAUCAGUGAUGUACUGGAAGAUUCUGAUAACGACGGAAAAAUGGCGGUUGUGGGGACCGCUUCCUCCAACGCCGAAGGCAGUAUUAGAAUGUGUGAAGACGGAUACUCGGAUUCGUUGGAACUUAAGGAGGUUGCUGUGACGAUGGCUUCACCGCAACUUCCGAAGAAGAAGGUGCGGUUUGUUUUACCAGAGAGUCCGCAAAUGGAUACGGGUGUGAGAGAAGAAUUACGCGAACUAAUGGAGGCCCGAGAAGCCGGGUUAGCGUUUAUUCGAGGACAUUGUUACGUGAAAGCAAAAAGAGGUUCAAGUUUGAUGAAAAGAUUCGUGAUAAAUUUCGGGUACGACUUCUUAAGACGGAAUUCUCGAGGCCCGGCAAACGCUUUGAGCUUCCCGCAAGCAUCUACGCUAGAAGUCGGGAUGGUUUAUCAAGUUUGAUCAUGAGUGUAUAAUAUCGAUCGGGUUUUGAGAUAUAGCUGAUAAAUAGUGUAAAGAAGGUUUUCUCGCUCCCACGGGCUACGAGGCUUUUUUUGAUUGGCCCACGGGCCUCGAACAUCAUCAAUCGGGCCCAUGGGCCACGAGCGUUAAAUGUUAUUCAUCGUGAAAGAUAUGGAAGAACACGAGAUAUAUAGAUGCAUGUAAUGAGGUGUGUUUUUCUGUUAAAA